CUCCACUCUCAGUGCUGCUUCACUGAAUGUGACUCAUCAUGCAUCUGCUGCGAAACAUCCUGUUUCUGCUCAGCAUCAGUCUAUUUCAAAUCUGUGCCAUAAAGGCAUUGGUUAACGUGAACUCUGAGGAGACUGAUAACAUCAAUGACCCUGAUUAUUUCUCUGUAUCUUCUAUCAUUGAAAGAGCCAACAAGAAUGCUGGAAAGCUGAAGGAUGGUUUGAUCAUUACACAUGGUGACAUAGCGGCAUACCCUGGGCUCCAGAAUGCAGAUCCAUGUACUUCUCGUGGGUGCAAGUGGCCUAGGGUCAAGAAUGGGAAGGUUAAAGUGCCCUAUGUCAUUUCCAGGCAGUAUGCAUUCUCUGAAAGAUGUGCUAUCAAGCGUGCGAUGAGAUCCUUCCAAAAGUCAACCUGUGUCCGGUUUGUACGUCGCACCAACGAAGAAGACUACAUACAUAUACUCUCAGACCAGGGGUGCUACUCUUAUGUGGGUCGUACAGGUGGAAGGCAGGUUCUUUCCCUACAACGCAACGGCUGUGUUUACCAUAACAUCAUCCAGCAUGAACUUCUGCAUGCUCUGGGCUUUCAUCAUGAGCAAAAUCGUAGGGACCGUGACGAUCAUGUCAGAAUCCUCCUCCAAAAUGUUAUUUCUGGAAAAGAGCACAAUUUUGAUAAGAUCAAAACCAACAAUUUGAAAACACCCUAUGACUACAAUUCCGUCAUGCAGUAUUCAAGGUAUGCUUUCUCCAAGAACAGGCGACCAACCAUCCUCCCUAUUCCAAACAAAAAUGUUUCCAUUGGACAUGCCACUAGAAUGAGCUGCAAUGAUAUUCUACGCGUUAACAGACUCUACUGUCGUUGAAGGAGUCACUUUUAACAUCACCAGUAAAAAAAAAAGUUUGAAAAGGUUCUGCUCUUGAUGUAAUCUGAUGGGGUUUUACCCUCAAAUUUCAGAUAUUAGAAAGGAUUUUGCUUAAGCAGCUUCCUGGGUACACUUUGCUUAGAGUUUAUUGCAACUUUUGAUAGUUUCUCUGUUCUGCUAUUAUGGGUUCAUUUUAAGUAUUUACCAGUAGUGUUCAGUUUGAGAUCCAUUAAAUGAUGAUAAUAGUGACAUUUCAUUAAAAGGAGCUCAUCAGUCAUUUAACCUUGUUGUGCAUAAAAUCACUAAACAUUUAACUUUUUGAUUUGGAAACCAGAGAGACUAUGAUGUUUUGUCUUUGACAGGCCAUCUAGGUCUAGAGAAAUGUAUAGUUUCCUUAUUGCAGUACCAUGAAUUCUGAUUGGUUAAACACAAAAUAGUAUCAUAUAGUAUAGUACCAGUGCUUUAGGUUUUGUUAACAAAACCCAGCUGCCCACUAGUCUUAUUUCAUGAAAGCAAUGAUCAUCUUCUAUUCAUCUUAACAUCCACAUACACCUUCUUACACACACUCUUACACUCUUGUGGUGCCUCUUACAUCACAUUUUUCCUAUUUCUAACAUUUCUUCUACUAGGUUUUCUAACCAUUAAUGUAGCUUUGUUUCUUAUACUUGUUAUAUGUGAAUUGCAGAAAUAAAAAAAAUUCCCCACACAUCAAGAAACAUUCUUUUUUUUAGCCACUUAUGUCUCAAAUACUACUUAAUUAACAUAAUAAAAUGUUCAAAUGUCAAAUGAAACCUAAAUGAUAAACGUCUAUAAACAAAUUAUAUACACAGUGGCUGCUAUUUUUCUUAUAAAUUUCCUUCCACUAUUA
Molecule: messenger RNA, 1728 nt
Organism: Hemibagrus wyckioides
Lineage: Eukaryota; Metazoa; Chordata; Actinopteri; Siluriformes; Bagridae
Product: low choriolytic enzyme-like
Exons: 8
Coding region: 39-860 (273 amino acids)
Biological process (GO): proteolysis
Molecular function (GO): zinc ion binding; metalloendopeptidase activity
Source: RefSeq, a predicted model, not a curated record